UCAUUAUUGUUUCAAUCAUUGUUCAAUGUCUCACUAGCUUCAUAAACGUCGACUAACUUUAAUUCCUCACUUAAUCUUCAAAAAGUGUUUCAAAAAUGUCUCUUAAACAUUUAAUUAUUGUUUCCUUGUGUCUUCUAACUAUUGCUAUCAAUGCAAGGGCUGCACCUGGCGAUCCGAAUGAAGUGGAACCGAAAGAAGAUGGAGCAACAAAACCACCAACGACACCAGAACCAGAAACAAAACCAGAACCAGAACCAGAACCAGAAAAGGUCCAGUUGAUAAAAACAAGUGAUUCCUCUGUUAUAAUUAGGCUGUUAAUUGACCCUAAAAGUGGGGAAAAGAAAUUUAAAAAAUUUUCUUUGGUUUAUGCGCUUGAAAGGCCAAACGAAAAAGGUGACAAAGAAUGGCGUUAUUCAGAUAAAGAUGCAACAGUUAAUGUUGCGAAAAUCAAGAAUAAAGUUAUUAAACGUGGAGUAGUUGGCAAAGUUUUCCAGUAUGACAUUGAAGUUACCAACAUUCAACCUGAUACCAAGAUCAAAAUAUUGUUUGAUCUCUUUUAUGACGAAGAAAAGGUCCGCACGAAAGAAAUCGAAACCAGAACCAAAGCUAAAUCUCCAGUGAUUAAAACUACAGCACAAUUAUUGACCUUGCAAUUUGAGAAUCCUAAUGCAGUCAAAUAUUUCGCCAAAGUCAACAAGAUGAAAGAUGACAAAGAAACAGAUUGUGUUCUUGAGUUGACAAUGUCACCAUGUUUUGGAAACAGUAUUGGAUUACCUGGGUUAAUAUCUGGUGAAAAAUAUUCAAUCAAAGUUUGGUAUAUUCAAGCUGAUAACUCUGAAUCAGAAGUCACAACUCAAGUGAUUACCGGCUUACAAGGUGUAUAAGCUUAUCCAAAUAUAAACAUUUCAACUUUUGGUUACAAGAAUAAACUUUUCUUUUACUUCUAAAUCGACCAAGAUUUUCAAUAAAAUAUCAAAUUAAAAUUCAAUUCAA
This is a messenger RNA of Tetranychus urticae (two-spotted spider mite), 993 nucleotides long. RefSeq lists its product as uncharacterized. The record is from RefSeq and is a predicted model, not a curated record. NCBI's taxonomy places the organism in Eukaryota, Metazoa, Arthropoda, Arachnida, Trombidiformes, Tetranychidae.